AAAGCAGAUGACCAGCUUAGCUACUGACCAUGCUGACCACUGUCCGGAAUUGGAUCAAAUCACACAAAAACAGCAAAUGGCCUUCUCUUAUAGAAUAUCAGAACAAAGCACAAUUCCUGAGCACAUUUUGCGGAGCUCAUUUGAUCACUUAAUCUUUGCUAAUUGGUCUGGAUUACAGACAGAAUCAAUACCAGAAGAAAUGAAACAGAUUGGUGAGCAACAGGGAAAUAAACCGCGCUGGGCUGCUCUUCUGAUACUCAUGGUGAUAAUACCCACGAUUGGUGGGAACAUCCUGGUUAUUCUGGCGGUUUCACUGGAGAAAAAGCUGCAAUACGCUACCAAUUAUUUUCUAAUGUCCUUAGCAGUGGCCGAUCUGCUGGUUGGAUUGUUUGUGAUGCCGACUGCCCUCUUGACAAUAAUGUUCGAGGCUGUGUGGCCCCUCCCACUUGUUCUCUGCCCUGCCUGGUUAUUUCUUGAUGUUCUUUUUUCUACUGCAUCCAUCAUGCAUCUCUGUGCCAUUUCAGUGGAUCGUUAUAUAGCCAUCAAAAAGCCAAUCCAGGCCAAUCAAUAUAACUCACGAGCUACAGCAUUCAUCAAGAUUACAGUGGUAUGGUUAAUUUCAAUAGGCAUUGCCAUUCCAGUCCCUAUUAAAGGCAUAGAAACUGAUGUGAAUAACCCAAGCAACAUCACCUGUGUGCUAACAAAGGACCGUUUUGGCAACUUCAUGCUCUUUGGCUCACUGGCUUCCUUCUUUACACCUCUGGCAAUCAUGAUUGUCACCUACUUUCUCACUAUCCACGCUUUACAGAAGAAAGCUUACUUGGUCAAAAACAAGCCACCUCAACGCCUAACAUGGCUGACUGUGUCUACAGUUUUCCAAAGGGAUGAAACACCUUGCUCAUCACCUGAAAAGGUGGCAAUGCUGGAUGGUACUCACAAGGACAAAACUCUGCCCAACUCAAAGAAUGAUCUGCUUAUGCGAAGAAUGUCCACAGUUGGAAAAAAGUCAGUGCAGACCAUUUCCAAUGAACAGAGAGCCUCCAAAGUUCUAGGGAUUGUUUUUUUUCUCUUUUUGCUUAUGUGGUGCCCCUUUUUUAUUACAAAUAUAACUUUCGUUUUAUGUGAUUCCUGCAACGAGACUACUCUCCAAAUGCUCCUGGAGAUAUUUGUGUGGAUAGGCUAUGUUUCCUCAGGGGUGAAUCCUUUGGUCUACACCCUCUUCAACAAGACAUUUCGGAAUGCAUUUGGCCGAUACAUCACCUGCAAUUACCAGGCCACAAAAUCAGUAAAAACUGUCAGAAAAUGCUCCAGCAGUAUCUACUUUCGAAACCCGAUGGCAGAGAACUCUAAGUUUUUCAUGAAACAUGGAAUGCGAAAAGGGAUUAAUCCUGCCAUGUACCAAAGCCCAAUGAGGCUCUGCAGUUCAACUAUUCAGUCUUCAUCAAUCAUUCUACUAGAUACACUUCUCCUCACAGAAAAUGAAGGUGACAAAACCGAAGAGCAAGUCAGUUACGUAUAGAAGGAAUGUCAGUUUUCAUCUAAUAUAACGAGUAUGGUGAUGAAGCAGAUAUAAAUGUGCCAAGAAUCGUAUAAAGAGGAACUUUAUGCCAUGUAUCAAAUCAUCUCUUUAUCGAGAUUAUGUAAUUUUCUUUAUUUGGACAAAACUACUCCAUGAAAAAAAAUCAUUUUGUACAGCUGCAAAUGAAAAUGACCUAGCACUCUG
Molecule: messenger RNA, 1723 nt
Organism: Panthera uncia (snow leopard)
Lineage: Eukaryota; Metazoa; Chordata; Mammalia; Carnivora; Felidae
Gene: HTR2B
Product: 5-hydroxytryptamine receptor 2B
Exons: 3
Coding region: 8-1519 (503 amino acids)
Biological process (GO): heart development; vasoconstriction; G protein-coupled receptor signaling pathway, coupled to cyclic nucleotide second messenger
Cellular component (GO): dendrite; plasma membrane
Molecular function (GO): neurotransmitter receptor activity; G protein-coupled serotonin receptor activity
Source: RefSeq, a predicted model, not a curated record